AUGGUUGCUAAUCACCUUGUGGCAUUUAGGAGUCACCGGAAAUUCGAAGCCCCUCGGCACGGCUCUCUUGCCUUCUUGCCACGGAAGCGCAGUGCUAGACACCGAGGAAAGGUUAAGAGUUUCCCCAAGGAUGACCCCAAGAAGCCUGUUCACCUCACUGCCGCCAUGGGCUAUAAGGCCGGUAUGACGACAACUGUCCGCGAUCUUGAGCGUCCUGGUGCCAAGAUGCACAAGAAGGAGGUCGUUGAAGCUGUCACAGUCAUUGAAACUCCUCCCAUGAUUGCUGUUGGUGUUGUUGGAUAUAUCGAAACCCCCCGCGGUCUCCGAUCGCUAACCACUGUCUGGGCCGAGCACUUGAGCGACGAAAUCAAGAGACGGUUCUACAAGAACUGGUACAAGAGCAAGAAGAAGGCCUUCACAAAGUAUGCCAAGAACUACUCGGACAACAAGGGCGCUUCCGUCACUCGCGAACUCGAGCGCAUUAAGAAAUACUGCACCGUUGUCCGCCUCCUUGCACACACCCAGAUCCGCAAAACCCCUCUCAAGCAAAAGAAGGCUCACCUUAUGGAAAUCCAGGUCAACGGUGGCUCUAUUCCUGAGAAGGUUGACUUCGCCCACGGCUUAUUCGAGAAGCCAAUUGAAAUUGACACCAUUUUCGAGCAAGAUGAGAUGAUCGAUGUCAUUGCUGUUACGAAGGGUCACGGUUUCCAGGGUGUUACGAGCAGAUGGGGAACCAAGAAACUUCCUCGUAAGACCCACAAGGGUCUGCGAAAGGUGGCCUGUAUUGGUGCUUGGCAUCCAUCCCACGUCCAGUGGACUGUUGCCCGUGCUGGUCAAGACGGUUAUCAUCAUCGUACCUCCGUCAACCACAAGAUCUACCGCAUUGGAAAGGGUGCAGAUGAGGGUAAUGCCUCUACUGACUUCGAUGUCAGCAAGAAGCAGAUUACUCCAAUGGGCGGUUUCGUCAGAUAUGGUGAGGUUAAAAAUGACUUCGUCAUCCUUAAGGGAUCUUGCCCCGGCGUGAAGAAGCGAGUCCUCACUCUCAGAAAAACCCUCUACCCACAAGUCAGCCGCAAGGCCUUAGAAAAGGUGGAAUUGAAAUGGAUCGAUACGUCUUCCAAAUUCGGCCACGGUGCUUACCAGACUCCUGCCGAAAAGCGGGCAUUCAUGGGUACUCUCAAGAAAGAUUUGGCCGUGGCCCCAUGA
Molecule: messenger RNA, 1206 nt
Organism: Ophidiomyces ophidiicola
Lineage: Eukaryota; Fungi; Ascomycota; Eurotiomycetes; Onygenales; Onygenaceae
Gene: RPL3
Product: 60S ribosomal protein L3
Exons: 5
Coding region: 1-1206 (401 amino acids)
Biological process (GO): translation; ribosomal large subunit assembly
Cellular component (GO): ribosome; cytosolic large ribosomal subunit
Molecular function (GO): RNA binding; structural constituent of ribosome
Source: RefSeq, a predicted model, not a curated record